This is a messenger RNA of Venturia canescens, 7402 nucleotides long. RefSeq lists its product as uncharacterized. Gene Ontology annotation, biological process: DNA replication. The record is from RefSeq and is a predicted model, not a curated record. NCBI's taxonomy places the organism in Eukaryota, Metazoa, Arthropoda, Insecta, Hymenoptera, Ichneumonidae. Bases 2346 to 7286 code for a protein of 1646 amino acids. The transcript has 6 exons. Gene Ontology annotation, molecular function: DNA-directed DNA polymerase activity; nucleotide binding; DNA binding.
AAUAAAAAUAAAAAAUAAAAAUUAAAAAGAAAAAAAUUAAAAAUAAAAAAUAUAUAUCGAGAAACUUACCAGGGUGACGUGCCUCUCUCUCUCGCCCCGAUCCAGACUCCGCGGCGCUGGCUCGCACGCCACUGUUUUUUUCACGCGCGCGCACACACACACGCACACACACACACACGCACACACACACACACAUACACACACUACUCCUCAGGGUCGUCAGGGGCUGCAGCAACGCCGACGAGCCCGUCUUCAGCCCCUUCGUCGUAGCCGCGAUAGCCGUCCGGUAACUCGUCCACGAGAACACCCCCGAGCUCCCGGCCGUCCUCGUCAAACAGCUGGAUGCUCAGGGGGUGGCGUGUAGGAGGGCCCACGGCCCUAGCCGUAAGAGGCCCCUCGCACAGCGCCUCCAUCUCAUGGGCCGGAUAAUGGAAGGCCUCUAAGUAGGCGACGCUGCGGAGGGAGCACUCUAGCACGAGCGCCGGUAUUGCCUCUAAUGCCGCUGACGGGUGGUACAGGCAGUUUAGCUCGUAAAACUCACUGUCACCAUGAUCCACCAGAUGCACCUCGACAAAGUCACCGCUAUUGCAGUACACGACCUCCCCGCGGUACGCAAUACGCGAGCCCCGCAAUACAACCACACAGUACACACCCGGCGUUGCCUCCUCGCGCUGGAUGGGCCGGCCCAACCUCCUGUCUAUAAACUCACUGUGCAUUAAAUUUACCACGUGGAGGUACAGUUGUUCAAGAGCGUCGGUACGGACGUAUAGGGACGCGACGCUCAAGAACCGUAUGACACGGCACGUAAACGAGUGGCACAAAAACUCAUAAUCCCGGUAGCGCGGAUACAUUUUGGUGAAAAAAUAAAAAAAAGAAAAAACUUGUAGAGGAGCGGUAUAUAUAAAAGAGGCCGGGACGAGAUACUCGCGCACGGUUCGGCUGAAGACUGACGGCUAAGACGUUCAUGCAAAUACGUGCUUAUGGUGAGCACAUCAUUGCAGGGGUAAAAGAAGGACAGGAGGGGUGUAAAACAGCUGACGUCUCGGCCCGAUGCAGUCAUCCUCGUAUACGAGGCAAAGGAAUCACACAUGCCCUCUCGCUCGCUCUCGCGCUUAGAUAAGACCGUUCGCGAGGCGCGAUGCCUCGCGAGAGCUUGAGGUAUUCACUGCUUCAUCAAAACUGCACGUGGCUGCAAUCUCGACGGCGUGCACCCUCUUACUCGCUCUCGUGCUAGCCUACGCGUCAGCGUAUACGCUCUCGCUCGCUCUCUCUCUCGAGAUACGGUACCUCGCGCUCACCGUGCACAGCCUCUAAGCAGGCGGGGGAGUACGUCAUCGUAGCAUUGACCUUAAGUCAUAGCAUCGCACUGGUUCUUUAAGCAACAGCCAGCAACGAUGGUGUAUACCGUCUCCCUCGCUCCAACGUCAUGCUACAUCCUCUUUCUCUCUCGCGAGGCACAAUACUCGAACAUUUGAGAGUCGUGGCAAUGAUAGCGCAUGCUAUCUCGCUCGCACCCGCGUUGUGAUAAGCCCUCUCGCUCGCUCUCACAUGAGAUGCGAGGCCCUGCGCUCUCGCGACGUCGUCGUGCAGUGUCAUCAGAAUUGCACGUGCAUCGGCCGAGCGCUCCAGAGCUGUAACGAGGAUAGAGCACAGCCUCUCGCCCACACCAGGAGACGUGAUACAUUUUCUCGCUCACUCUCUCUCUUGUGAAGCGCGCGAGAGCAGCAGCAACAGCAUAUGCCCUCUCGCUCACACUCGCGACACCGCUCAUUCUCUCACUUGCUCUCUCGCUAGAUGUAGAGGCACAACUCUUCAAAGCUGUAGCAGUGAUGACGUAUGCCGUCUCGCUCACUCUCAUCAUACCGAUCCUUUAGUGAGCAGUCCUCUCUCUCGCUCUACCGUAAGACGCGAUGCUUUAUACAGAACUGUCGGGAUUACACAUACGGCUGCAGCCUCUUGAUGCCUCUAAACAAAUCCCCAUCAAUAUAUAUUCUUUAUUAUAUGCUAUUUUGCGACUUCAGCCGAUUCACUUAUGAAGAGCGUAUCUCCGAGGGCUAAACACACAGCUCGGUCUUCGGGAGAAGAUGCUAUACAGAAGAUGGAGCAAUAUGCUCGGAAAUAUGCUUGCAGAGCUAAACAAAGCUGUCUCACUCGUGCGCGUGCUUUUUCACGCAAACACCGGGGACCAUGCAGAGUACUGUUAAACUUCAGCGACUGCUCUUUUGCUGUCUUGAAAAAAGUAUCGCUAGCAUUUUAAUCAUGAUUCACACCUAUCUUCUCGCUCGAGAUAUGACAGUAGCGAUUCAACCGUCAUAUAGAACGGUAUUUAACGAUCACCCCUUACAAUGUCGGAUGAAUCAGUGCGUUCUUGUAUUUUGGGUCUUUUACGUCUAACAAAACCGCAUAGCGCUCAGCUGAGACGCCGGUGUAACGACCUAUGGUGUUACGAGUUGCUGCGUUUAUCGGGUGCUCGACUCGUGAACAGACUUAAAUACGUGAUCUGGUGGGCCCCUUUACGCGCUCUAGUGGUGGCCUAUAACAGAGGCAUAUUAAGUGGUCAACGAGUGCUGGAUGCUGUGUAUGACGAGUUACAGCGCCGCGGUGUUUUAGAAGCCCCCCGCGUAAGAGGCCUUGUCGGUGAAAUCAGAUGCUAUCGGCAGUUUUACGAUGCGGGGAGUGACGAAGAAGAGGCUCUCGCUGAGGCGACGAGAGCUGUGGAGGAAACGGAUCUAGAGCGUCAAACAGCCCUCUACCAACCGUUGCACGAGGAGGAGGUGGGGGAAGAACCUAGAGCGAGCACCUCGGCAGCCCCGGCCGAGACGAUACCGCAGCAUUUUACCAUAUAUCGGCCGUUUUACGACGCUGUGAGUGACGAAGAAGAAGAGGCUCUCGCUGAGACGACGAGAGCUGCGGAGGAAGCGGAUCUAGAGCAUCAAACCGCCCUCUACCAACCGCAGCAUGAGGAGAGGGCCGAGGAAGAGCCUAGAGCGAGCACCUCGGCAACCUCGGCCGAGCCGGUACCGCUGCAGCCCGAAUUUGAUGACGACGAGGCGUCGACUAUUCUCAACCCCUCCUUGAUGUUUAGCGAUCGGUCUGAUAUACUGGCUGUGUACCGGCAAGCCAGAGCAAACGAUGACGACGGAGCGAUAGCGGGUCCAUCGUAUCACCACCAUCGUCAGCAGGAAGAUGAUGACCUCGUACAACCCGAGAAUCAGCCGGGGGUGUAUCCGCUGGACGCUCAACAGGCGGAGGAGGAGGAGGAGGGGGAGGAGGAGGAGCGUCUAAACGAGGAGCGAUUAGAAGCUAGACGCUUCGGCCUAUGGUUUCAAGAGCUGAUGGAGUGUGAUUCAGAUAUACAAACGGGCGGGGGGAGAACGCGCAAUACACAGGGGUGCGAGGCUUUCGGGGAUGUGCAACCCCCGGGAGGGCGGAUCAUCAUUGCGCACGAUACAGCUCGUUAUUUCAAACGUUUUCGACUACGUGGUCGGGAGAUAACACUGCGUAUCCGCCAACCUCAAGCUGGCGCAAACGUGACAGCAUGGCUUGAAGGAGCAUUCCGCGAUCUUCUGACGCAUCUCACGAGUCACUGUGAGGGUGGUGACUACGCGGGGAUCUCGUUCUCCGCGAGCUGCUUAGCGCACGGCCCCGUCUGGCUUUCAUUCCGCCCCGUCCGCGCCUAUACAUUUGUAGAUAUCUGGCAAUUAAUAACAAACAUAGCUCAAAGUGCAGCGUCUCUGGAUAUUAAUGAUUCUUUCCAUAUAAAAGUAUGUAUCGUUAAAGGUUUGGAGGGCAGGGGGCGAAAAGGUUUGACACACGAGGGCGUUGCUAAAAAAUCAAUUUUAACGAUUCGAAAUACCGACAAUCUGUGUCUACCGCGCUCGUUAGUAACAGCACGCGCGUACGCGGAAAGGGGUGAGAUACGCUCAGGGGCUCUGCAUUCUAGAUGGCAGCGUAUACGACAGAUUAACGGGUCGCUUCAAAAAGAGGCGGCGCUUGAGCUCACGAGAAGCGCAAAUGUUGUUAUACAGCCCGCUGGCUGCGGUAUGCGCGAAAUUGCUAUGUACCAGAAUUAUUUGGCUCGCGAGGGGUUAGCUAUCGUGGUUUUCGAGUUUUUGACUUUGGGGCGACGCGAAAGACCGGUGUUUGACGGUACACAGACGGUUAUGGAUACAGUAGGCUCAGUCCGGCACACGUUAUACAUUCUGUAUUAUGAGCGGUCGCAUCAUUUCCAGCCUAUCUUGAAUCUGCGUGGUGCUGUAGGCAGCUUAAACUUCUGCGCAAUCUGUAACGCCCGUUCUCGUCGGGAUCAUAGAUGUUUAAAAAAGAAAUGCCCUCGCUGCCUUCAAGCACCGCCCUGCGCUCUGGGAGCAGCUGCCGCGAUCAGAUGCGAGACAUGUAACCGCGAUUUUUUUGGGGAACAAUGUUUAGAAAAUCACAGGGCUGUUACCAUCCGUCGUAAACACAGGGUAAACACUGUUUGCGAGUCUCUUCAGCGGUGCCGUAACUGCUUUCGCGCGAUAAGAUCUUUAGAGAAAAAGACGCAUGUGUGCGGGGAGGGUUUCUGUAAAACGUGUAAAUCGCGGCACCCCUAUAAUCGCCUGUGCUAUAUGAGGCCUAUUCGCGUCGAUGAGAGGCCGAAAGAGAACAUAUUCAUAUUCUAUGAUUUUGAAACGCAGCAGUGUACCCCUGUAAAAGGUGAUCCUACAACGCGCGUUCACGAACCGAAUCUUUGCGUAGCUCAACGUGUCUGCACCAAGUGCUGCGAUAAUGUUUCUAUAGACGAGCCGUGCGAGCAUUGCGGGGAUCACGAGUUUAUAUUUAGGACGAACCCUGUGUGUCAACUUGUGGAGUUAGCCAUACAGAGUAUGCCGAACUUCUCUCACGUAUUUUUAAUAGCCCAUAACGCCGGUGGUUUCGACGCCCAGUUUAUCCUGCGCUACCUCAUCGAGGAGAAAAAAACGCAGCUCCCAUCUUUAAUAAUGAACGGUACUAAAAUCAUCACAAUGCGCGUUAGCAAACUCGUGUUUCUCGACAGCUUGAACUACUUUCACAUGCCUCUGAGUGCACUGCCUAAAUCUUUCGGUCUAAAAACUGCUCUCGCCAAAGGAUCUUUUCCGCAUCUGUUCAAUAGGCCCGAGAAUCAAAAUUAUAUUGGGCCGAUGCCGCCUGCAGCCGAUUACUCUCCCGACACUAUGCGCCCGGAGGAACGCGAGCGUUUUUUUGCAUGGUAUAACGAGUUAAAGAAUGCCUCUUAUGUAUUUAACUUUUCAAACGAGCUCAUAACCUAUUGUAAAAACGACGUUACGAUAUUGAGACAGGCCUGUGUGGUUUUCCGGAAAAUGUUCAAGGACAGCGGACGCGUUUGCCCGUUUAGCGAAAACACAACAAUCGCGUCCGCCUGCUUUCAAAUCUUUCGAAAAAAUUUUUUAAAACCUAACACGAUCGGUAUUAUACCUACGGGCGGUUACAGAUGGGCUCACAAUCAGUCAAAAAAAGCGGUCUCUUGGCUCGUGUGGAUGGAGCAUUCUUUAAAUCGUCGUAUCAUUCACGCAGGACGCUCGCGCGAGUUUAAAUUGCCUCAAAAUUUAUUAGUAGACGGUUACUACGAAACACCUGAUUCAGCCCACGUGUUACAGUUUCACGGUUGCUAUUGGCACGGGUGUUUGAGCUGUUUCACUGUAAACAGAGACCGUGUACAAGGCGACGGUGAUACACUGAACGAGCGUCUCGAGAGAACAAACGCUAUAUCGCAGAGAAUCCGCUCAAGCCGCUACACGUUAACCGAGAUUUGGGAGUGCGCGUAUGACCGGAUGAUAAAAACAGAUUUAGAGAUGAGCGCUUUUGUGAGUGAUCACCCUCUGGUUCGAGCGGAGCCUCUCAAUCCGCGCGAUGCUUUUUUCGGUGGGCGCACGGAAAACAUGGUCACUCUGUACGACGUGAAAGACGGGGAGCAGAUACGAUAUGUUGACGUUUGCUCUUUGUACCCAUACAUCUGCAAGUACGGCAAAUAUCCGGUGGGCCAUCCAACGGUAUACGUUGGCGACGAGUGCAGGGCGCUGACAGGUCCCAAAAAUAAUAUCAGUCUUUCCCGCGUCGAGGGCCUUGUUAAAUGUACAGUGCUUCCACCGCAAAAUCUUUAUCAUCCGGUGCUGCCGGUGCGAAUGCAUCAGCGCCUGUUAUUCGGGUUAUGUCGUAGCUGCUGCGAAACAAUGAACCAGGACGCGUGUCCUCAUGAAGACCCCGCGGAGCGUGUGUUUAGCGGUACUUGGGUAGUGGAUGAAUUGCGAAAAGCUAUUGCGUGCGGGUAUAAAAUAUUAACCGUGAGCGAGAUUUGGCAGUAUAAUAUAACGCAGUACAACCGCGAUACACAAAAGGGGGGCCUUUUCACCGGGUACAUAAACACUUUUCUUAAAAUCAAACAAGAGGCUAGCGGUUGGCCCGAGGGUUAUGCAGAUGACGAGGCUGCCCAAGAGCGUUAUAUAACUGCUUUUAAGACAGCCGAAGGGGUUCAGCUGGAGCGGGGUGCGGUAGCGAAAAACCCGGGGCUGCGCUCGGUAGCCAAACUUUGUCUUAACUCCUUUUGGGGUAAAUUUGGACAACGCGAAAAUUUACCGCAAACAGAAAUAGUAUCGACACGCGAAAAACUUAUGGAGCUGCUAAAUAGCCCCGAGCACGAGAUCACUGGUAUGCUACCUGUUAACAACCAGGUGCUGUAUGUUAAUUAUACGAAAACCAGUGAUGCUGUAAUACCGUCUAAUAUAGCAAAUACUGUCAUAGCUGCAUACACCACAGCCCAAGCCCGUUUAAAACUUUACACCUAUCUCGAACCGCUGGGUAAGCGUGCUCUGUACUGCGACACCGAUUCCGUUAUUUAUGUCACGAGAAAAGAGCCUGGAGAGUAUGAACCGCCAACGGGUCAAUUGCUAGGGGAUUUAACCGACGAGCUAAGCUCCUACGGCGAGGGCAGUUACAUUAAGUCUUUCAUCUCAGGCGGCCCUAAAUUUUAUUCUUUCAUAGUUAAUACGCCGAGCGGCGCGGAAAGCGAGGUUUGCAAGGUUAAAGGCAUAACGCUGAAUUACGCAAACAGCUCGCUGAUAAAUUACGAAUCAAUACGGUCAUUUAUAAUAGGUGAGAGAGAAAAUCCUGUUGUACUACAGUUUGAUUCAAUACGUCGUACACCGUUCCACAAGGUUGUCACACGACCCGAAAAGAAAUCGUGCAUGCCUCUGAGCGUCAAGCGAAGACGUGAUAGCGAAUACGGCUCGCUCCCUUACGGCUACAAAUAACCGUUUAUAAAAACUCUCGCUUUAAACAUUGUUAAGCAGCGUUGUAAAAUAUCUAUGUUAUUACUGUAAAAUAUUUAUAUUGUUACCGGAAAAUAAAAGCUCUAUACAUGUUUCAA